Molecule: messenger RNA, 990 nt
Organism: Macrosiphum euphorbiae (potato aphid)
Lineage: Eukaryota; Metazoa; Arthropoda; Insecta; Hemiptera; Aphididae
Source: the annotation of a GenBank genome assembly
AUGAGCACCGAUAGGCCAGCUUAUAACAAAUUGAAAAAUGAAUUCCUGAUAGAGACCAGGAAUCACAAAAGGGCCGCAUGGAAGUGCUUUGCGGGAGACCUCAAUGAGAACCCGUGGGGCAAAGCUUUCUCAUGGGCAAAACAAGGUAACUCAUGCAAUUCUAUGCCCAGCUCCCUUUCUGAUGCGGAUGGUUCUCAAACCACAAACUGCCGCGAAACAGCUGACUUGGUGUUCAGCACAUUUGUUCCUCCGGACCCGCAUGGGAAAAUACCCGAAUCUCAUGGUCUGAUUCAGCAUAAGGACGAACUCAGCCCGGACAUUAUAAAAAAUGCCAUUUGGAAGAUGAGGACGAAUAGCGCUCCCGGGUCUGAUGGCAUCACAGCAGGCAUUCUCAGGAAAGCGUGGAUGCCACUUAGGGACAUCAUCACGAACCUCUUUCAGAACUGCCUUCAGAACGGGACCUUCCCGGAGUGCUGGAAGGCAGCGAGACUAAUAAUAAUACCAAAACCCGGUAAGGAAAACUUGGGCGAGGUGAAGUCCUACCGUCCUAUUAGUCUCCUGCCUGUCCUGGGGAAAGCACUCGAGUCUGUUAUAAUAAGCGAACUGUCGCGCGAGACACGCCUCGACUCUUACAGCGAGCAGCACGGAUUCACGAUGGGCAGAUCCACCAUCAGUGCGAUCGAAAACGUUUACAGCUGGGUCGAUGCGUCCAGCGCAAGACACAUAUUUGGCGUCUUUUUAGACAUAACUGGCGCAUUCGACAACGUACAAUGGUCGCCACUCCUAAGACAACUCGAUCACCUUGGUGCAUCUGUUGGGACGCAGAGAAUAGUAAGCUCUUACCUGAAAAACAGAUCCGCUGAGUUCGUUCUAGAGGGCAGGAGAUACAGCAGGACGCUCGAACGGGGUUGCCCUCAGGGUUCUCAACUCGGGCCGACGCUAUGGAAGGUCGCUAUGACCCCGAUCUUCGAGUUGAUUAAGGAAUCUUGA